Ixodes scapularis (black-legged tick) is the source of this 3636-nucleotide messenger RNA. RefSeq names its product calcium-transporting ATPase sarcoplasmic/endoplasmic reticulum type (gene SERCA). Gene Ontology annotation, biological process: intracellular calcium ion homeostasis; calcium ion transmembrane transport. The transcript is spliced from 19 exons. Lineage: Eukaryota; Metazoa; Arthropoda; Arachnida; Ixodida; Ixodidae. The record is from RefSeq and is a predicted model, not a curated record. Gene Ontology annotation, molecular function: ATP binding; ATP hydrolysis activity; P-type calcium transporter activity. The coding region runs from base 198 to 3287 and encodes 1029 amino acids. Gene Ontology annotation, cellular component: membrane.
ACAUGAACUUUGUUGAGUGUGUUCCCCUGUCAUCUGCACUGCCCGACGGAAAAGUUUUGCGUCUCGACCCCCCCUACUACAGCAUUUAAAUGGUACGAUGCGCUGAGGGCAGAGGGUGCCGGAGAGGGCCGUGAGCAUUAGGGCGGCCUUGGUUGUGCGGGGGGCAGCGCUGAUCCCGAGGGAGGCGAACGGCAAGCAUGGAGCUGGCCCACGCCAAGCCAUACAAGGAGGUGCUAGACUACUUUGGCACGGACCCCGAGCGGGGGCUGUCAGAGUCCCAGGUCAAGAAGCUCCAGGACAAGUAUGGUCCCAACGAACUGCCAGCUGAGGAGGGCAAGCCUUUGUGGCAACUUAUACUGGAACAGUUUGACGACCUUCUAGUGAAGAUUUUAUUAUUAGCUGCUGUAAUUUCAUUUGUUCUGGCGCUAUUUGAGGAGCAUGAAGACUCCAUUACCGCCUUCGUCGAGCCUUUUGUCAUCCUCCUCAUUCUGAUUGCCAAUGCCGUGGUGGGCGUCUGGCAGGAACGCAAUGCAGAAAGCGCCAUUGAGGCCCUGAAGGAGUACGAGCCCGAGAUGGGCAAGGUGCUGCGAGCCAACAAGCACGGGGUGCAGAAGAUCCGGGCCAAGGAGAUUGUGCCGGGAGACCUGGUGGAGGUGUCGGUGGGAGACAAGGUGCCCGCCGACAUCCGGCUGGUGAAGAUCCAGUCGACCACCCUGCGGGUGGACCAGUCCAUCCUCACGGGGGAGUCGGUGUCGGUCAUCAAGCACACGGACCCCAUCCCGGACCCCAGGGCCGUCAACCAGGACAAGAAGAACAUCCUCUUCUCGGGAACCAACAUUGCAUCCGGAAAAGCCAUCGGCAUCGUGGUGGGCACCGGUCUGGAGACUGCCAUCGGCAAGAUCAGGACGGAGAUGACGGAGACUGAGGAAGUGAAGACACCCCUGCAGCAGAAACUGGACGAGUUUGGCGAGCAACUUUCCAAGGUGAUCUCUGUGAUCUGCGUGGCGGUGUGGGCCAUCAACAUUGGCCACUUCAACGACCCGGCGCACGGCGGCUCGUGGAUCAAGGGUGCCGUGUACUACUUCAAGAUUGCGGUAGCCUUGGCGGUGGCGGCCAUUCCGGAGGGCCUGCCGGCGGUGAUCACGACCUGCCUGGCCCUGGGCACCCGGCGCAUGGCCAAGAAGAACGCCAUUGUACGGUCCCUGCCCUCGGUGGAGACUCUGGGCUGCACCUCGGUGAUCUGCUCGGACAAGACGGGCACGCUCACCACCAACCAGAUGUCCGUCAGCCGCUUCUUCAUCAUCGACAAGGCCGACCCCGGGGACAUUUCCUUCCACGAGUUCGAGGUCACCGGCUCGACCUACGAGCCCAUCGGCGAAGUGUUCAAGAAUGGUGCCAAGGCCAACUGCGCCAACUACGAGGCUCUUCACGAGUUGACCACGAUCUGCUGCAUGUGCAAUGACUCCAGUAUUGACUUCAAUGAGUACAAGCAAGCCUUUGAGAAGGUCGGGGAGGCCACGGAGACAGCCCUGACGGUGCUGGCGGAGAAGAUGAACCCCUUCGGCUUCGACAAGAGCGGCAAGUCGAGGCGGGACGCAGCCCUGACUGUGAACCACGGCGUCCAGGCCAUGUGGAAGAAGGAGUUUACGCUGGAGUUCUCUCGUGACCGCAAGUCCAUGAGCUCCUUCUGCAACCCGACGCGGGCGGCCGCCAACACCCGCCUCGGAAACGGACCCAAGAUGUUUGUCAAGGGUGCCCCUGAGGGUGUGCUGGAGCGGUGCACCCACUGCCGGGUGGGGGACAAGAAGCUGGCCAUGCCCCAGAUGAUGAAGCAGCGCAUCCUGGACCUGACCAAGGCCUACGGCACGGGCAGGGACACGCUGCGCUGCCUCGCCCUGGCCACCCUGGACACGCCGCCCAAACCCGAGGAGAUGGACCUCGGGGACUCUAACAAGUUUGCCACCUAUGAGGUGGGACUGACCUUCGUGGGGGUGGUGGGCAUGCUGGACCCCCCGCGCAAGGAGGUCUUCGACUCGAUCCAGCGCUGCCGGGCGGCGGGCAUCCGGGUGAUCGUCAUCACGGGCGACAACAAGGGCACGGCGGAGGCCAUCUGCCGGCGCAUCGGCGUCUUCACCGAGGAUGAGGACACCACGGGCAUGUCCUACUCGGGCCGGGAGUUUGACGACCUCCCAAUCGAGGAGCAGCGCAGGGCCGUCCAGAGGGCUCGGCUCUUCUCCCGUGUGGAGCCCGCCCACAAGAGCAAGAUCGUGGAGUUCCUGCAGGCAGACGGAGAGAUCUCUGCCAUGACGGGCGACGGCGUGAACGACGCGCCGGCGCUGAAGAAGGCGGAGAUUGGCAUUGCCAUGGGCUCGGGCACGGCGGUGGCCAAGUCGGCCUCCGAGAUGGUGCUGGCGGACGACAACUUCUCUUCGAUCGUGUCGGCGGUGGAGGAGGGUCGGGCCAUCUACAACAACAUGAAGCAGUUCAUCCGCUACCUGAUCUCGUCCAACAUUGGGGAGGUGGUCAGCAUCUUCCUGACGGCGGCCCUGGGUCUUCCGGAGGCCCUGAUCCCCGUACAGCUGCUCUGGGUGAACCUGGUGACGGACGGCCUGCCGGCCACCGCCCUGGGCUUCAACCCCCCGGACCUGGACAUCAUGGAGAGGCCGCCCCGCAAGGCGGACGAGUCCCUCAUCUCGGGCUGGCUGUUUUUCCGGUACAUGGCCAUUGGGGGCUACGUGGGUGCUGCCACGGUGGGUGCGGCCGUCUGGUGGUACAUGGUGUGCCCUUCGGGGCCCCACCUCAACUACUACCAGCUGACGCACCACCUGUCGUGUGUGACGGACAAGGAGAACUUCCGCGGGGUGGACUGCGCCGUCUUCCACGACCCCCACCCCAUGACCAUGGCUCUGUCCGUGCUGGUCACCAUCGAAAUGCUCAACGCCCUCAACAGCUUGUCCGAAAACCAGUCCCUUCUGGUGAUGCCCCCCUGGACCAACAUCUGGCUGGUGGCAGCCAUGACCCUUUCCAUGACCCUCCACUUUGUCGUCCUCUACUGCGACAUCCUCAACACGGUGUUCUCAGUGUGUCCGCUGUCGGUGGGCGAGUGGAUGGCGGUCCUAAAGAUGUCCAUUCCGGUCAUCAUUCUCGACGAGACGAUGAAGUUCAUUGCCCGCAAGUUCAUCGACGCAGGGCAGCCCGCACCCCAUUUGCGUCCCUUCAGGUCCCCUUCAGAGACCAGUUGCAUGGCAACACCAGUCAGUCCCGAGAUGCUAAAGAAGAAAAACUAAAAGCCCAGGGAACCUAAGGAGAAAAAGCACCAAUCGUGCGAAAACAUGAACAACUGCAUAGUGCGUGUGACCUCCGAUCUUAGUGCAUGUUUAGAAAUUUUCUUUAUCCGUUCUUAAUUUUCCUUGAUCAUCGUUUUUUGUUUUCUUUUACCGUGUGAGUGCCGACGAGUUGUGGAAAGACUCUCAAGCUUGAGGAUUGUGUGUACAAAAAGGUAUUGCCGACUAUCUGUCGCGGAAUAGCAGACGGUGAAAUACGCAACUGCCGGUAGGAUGGUUUGGUGUUUUGUUUCGACAUUUUGAUUUCGUGUCACCCCUCUACGCACAUGCACAUCCGUUUUUUUUUUUUUUU